AUGGUUCAACCAUUCAACUCGACUGAAGCCAAUGGAGGCCGGCCUCCAGCGGCGGCACCUCUUCCGACUGCACCACCGAUGGACACGCUGGCGAGGGCUGAUGGUCAGUACGUGGACUUCCUGGUACUUGGCAAUAAGGAGAACUAUAUCGUGCGAGCCGAACGGAAGGCCAUCCUUGACUCCAACACCACCCUGGUGCAGAUGUUGUCCGGGUCAAGCGAUGGCAAGUGUGUCUUGCACGUGAAUCGAGAUAACUUUGAGAUCUUCGUUCGAUACCUCGAGACCAAUUUCAUCAAGUUCACCUCACCGCCGCACACGCUCGAGAUUCUCGAGCUCUCCACCCAGUACCAGUGUCGCCAGUUGGAGAUCCACUGCGUAAAAGAGCUCGAUCUCAACCUGAACCUCGACCACGUGUUGGAGGUGUACCGGGCGCUUUGGUUCUACAAUUCGGUCGCUCCACCAAAGGCACCCCCAAAAGAGCUAAAGCGUCGUUCCAAAUGUCCGAGGGCGCACAAGCAGCACGUGGUGGCCAAUGGACCGCUCACACCUGAAGAGUACUUUGCAGCGCUGCUGAUCAACUGUCUGCAGCUGAUCGACACACAGGCUGAGCAGGUAUUUGCUCAGGAGGCGAUGAUGGAGCUGCGCUUUCCGGAACUAGAGAUGAUCGUGAAGCGAGACACGCUUCAGCUAUCCUCGGAGAUGGCCCUGAUCGAUCUGCUUGCCCGCUGGAGCCUGGCAGAUUGCAAACGCAAGCACGUGGAUCCUACACCCGAGAACCGCCGGCGAGCUCUAGGAGCACUCUGCUAUGCUCCUCGAUACCUCACAAUGUCGCGGCGUGAAUUUGAGGUGUCCCGCGAACGUAUCGAGCUGCUCGAUCCUACCGAACUGCAGCUCGUCGGUGACAUCCUGACCAGUGGUGGCAUGAAAAAGGCGAAUCAACUCGCCCCGGAGCAACAGGAACUUAUGGCUCGGUUCCGUACGGUACGGUCAGCCUUCCCACUGAUGCCGGUGGAGCUUAGUGCCCGUAGUCACCCGCGCAACUACCCGAAACGGAUGCGAAAGGCAGCUGCCGAUGCGGAACGAGAGCGAAGUGGUGACCCGCGGAAGUCCUGUUGCAACCGGUUCCUCCUGAACUGCUGCUCCGUGUUUGCGUGCAUCUUCGAUUAG
Messenger RNA from Anopheles nili, 1167 nucleotides. RefSeq lists its product as uncharacterized. The record is from RefSeq and is a predicted model, not a curated record. The transcript has 2 exons. Lineage: Eukaryota; Metazoa; Arthropoda; Insecta; Diptera; Culicidae. Bases 1 to 1167 code for a protein of 388 amino acids. Gene Ontology annotation, biological process: neurogenesis. Gene Ontology annotation, cellular component: cytosol.